UCCACCUCCGGUGCCCACUCCGCCUCCAUCCCCGACAGCUCCGCCAGAGGCGGUGCUUCGCGCAUGGAGAAACUCGUCCGUGUUCACCUACGGGAAGUUCGCCGCCAUGGGCUUGGUCGCAGCUUUUCUCCUGUACUUGUUCUGGCGCCGCGCCCGCGGCUGGAAUGUCGGCGGCGGCGACGACAUUGGUGGGCCCGAUCCUGGGGAAGGGGGCGGGAUGCACGGCGCAGAAGGCAGAGGACUCCUGGACGCCCUCGGCGAAGUGCUGGGACAAGAGAUCAACGACGGCGAUGGCCAGGGCGGGGGUGGUAACCCUCUGCUCAUCAGAAGAGGCGUCCCUUCGGACCUACAGCUUCAGGCACUUUUUUUGUCUGGUGGAGACCUUGGUGCUGACUUCCUUAGGGAUUUCUCGAUAGUUGAUUCAACAUGCAAUAUUUCUGUAAAGCUGAUUCUUGGUGCGAAAAUCAAGCGAUAUGCUCUGGAACAACUGAAGCUUACACUUGAAAGAUAUGACAGCAGAUUCAGAGAUAUGAGUCUACCAUGGCUACUUUCCCUGGCUGAAAACGGACAUGGGAAGCUCGUGCCGCGAAAUGCAUUCAGUCAAACAAAUUACAUCCAAUGCUACAAGAUGCAGGGGAAAGUGAUGAAAAGUCUGCUUUGGUUAGCUGGAUUUGCAGUUUGAACAAAAUCAAGCUUCAAGAUGUGAUAGAGCGUUGUUCAGCAAGGGGGGUAUUUGUGUUGAGGAGCUGACAGGGAAGCCUUUCUGAUGGGGAUAUGGAGCAUACACGCUGACGAUAUGGCUAAUACGGAGGGAAGAUUCAGGAAGUGAUGCUGAUUCGGAAACAGAAGUGGCAGACGGUUUUUGUGCACCCCAAGCUGGGGGUUUGCAUUUUUCCUUGUUUGGUGGACAAUACAAACUACACGCCGAUCAAUGUAUAUUAGCUGAUUCAGGUAUAUAAACAUGUUAAUAGAACAUAUAAACUGUGGAACCAUGUCCCAGAAUUCAGAAACUGUAGGCAUCA
Molecule: messenger RNA, 1022 nt
Organism: Triticum dicoccoides
Lineage: Eukaryota; Viridiplantae; Streptophyta; Magnoliopsida; Poales; Poaceae
Exons: 6
Coding region: 107-682 (191 amino acids)
Source: RefSeq, a predicted model, not a curated record